AUGCUAAAUUUUAACGUAACUCUCAUUUUUAUGGCGUAUGGAGCACCUGGACCACUCAAUUAUGGAGUUUUCUUUGUCACUUUGGUGACCUAUCUUGCAACAAUGUUUGCCAAUAUGAUUUUGAUGCUGGUGAUCUACUGUGAUACAAGCCUACACAAGCCUAUGUACAUAUUUUUAUUCAACCUGGCAGUGAAUGGACUGAUUGGAAGCUCUGCUGUUCUGCCUAACAUCAUGAGCAAUCUUAUUGAUAAUAUGAAAAACAUCUCAUAUAAUAAUUGUCUAUUGCAAGUAUUCUUUAUCAAUUUUUAUGCAGGUUGUGCAUAUGGGAUAUUAACAGUUAUGGCAUAUGAUAGGUAUGUGUCCAUUUGUAAACCACUGCAAUAUCAUAACAUAAUGACACCGGCUAAAGUUGGGCUGCUGAUAGGUGUUGUGUACAUUUUUCCUAUGUGGUUUUUAGCUGUACAACUACAUUUUACAUCAAGCUUACCUCUGUGCAGGUACACUAUAAACAAGCUGUUCUGUGAUAACCUAGCAGUAGUCAGUCUAGCCUGUUUUAAGAGUGCACUUGUAGACCUGUAUGGUUUGGUUGGGGUAGUAAUUUUCAUUGUUUGUCCUCUGUCAUUGGUCAUUAUGUCAUAUGUAAGAAUAUUAUUUGUUAGUUUGAAAGCAUCGGCAAAUGCCAAGAAGAAAGCUCUAAAAACCUGUGCCCCCCAUUUAAUCACAUUUAUUAAUUUUUCAUCAGCCAGCCUUUUCUCUGUAAUAUAUAACCGAUUUAGUAACUACCUUCCAAAAGAGCUUAAUGUUUUCAUGUCUAUUCAUUUUAUUCUCAUUCCGCCCCUCCUGCACCCACUUAUAUAUGGUAUGAGAACUGAAAGCAUUAGCAAAAGUCUCAAAAAGAUUCUGCAGAAAAAAGUUUUUGCCUUUGAAUUUCAUUUGAAAUCUGAAGACAACAUGAAAAAAUCAGCUUUUAGCUGUUUGAAUUAG
Messenger RNA from Colossoma macropomum (tambaqui), 984 nucleotides. RefSeq names its product olfactory receptor 10A6-like. The record is from RefSeq and is a predicted model, not a curated record. Gene Ontology annotation, molecular function: olfactory receptor activity; G protein-coupled receptor activity. The transcript has a single exon. Gene Ontology annotation, cellular component: membrane. Lineage: Eukaryota; Metazoa; Chordata; Actinopteri; Characiformes; Serrasalmidae. Gene Ontology annotation, biological process: G protein-coupled receptor signaling pathway. Bases 1 to 984 code for a protein of 327 amino acids.